Silurus meridionalis is the source of this 5049-nucleotide messenger RNA. RefSeq names its product mitogen-activated protein kinase kinase kinase kinase 4 (gene map4k4). Gene Ontology annotation, biological process: protein phosphorylation. Gene Ontology annotation, molecular function: protein kinase activity; ATP binding. The transcript is spliced from 32 exons. The record is from RefSeq and is a predicted model, not a curated record. Lineage: Eukaryota; Metazoa; Chordata; Actinopteri; Siluriformes; Siluridae. The coding region runs from base 266 to 4141 and encodes 1291 amino acids.
GGACCUGGUCGUUCCUCUGCUUUCCAAUGCGCGGCGUUCUCCGUUAUUCCGUUAUGGACUAAAGCUCUCAUCUCCGCUCCGCCUACACAAACCGGGCAAAGAGAAGCAGUGAGGAUCCUCGCUGAGUCCGAAAAAGAUAAAAACGAACAAAAGGGUCAUUUUUCAUUAACAAACGAUGAUCCACGGCGUCUCGGAUGCAGCCUCGGUGUGAAAGCACAGUCGGAGUGUAAGCUGAUAUCGCAGCUCGGCUAAACCAAGCGAGAAGAUGGCGAACGAUUCUCCAGCUAAAAGUCUGGUGGAUAUAGACCUCGCCUCUCUGCGGGACCCCGCUGGGAUUUUUGAGCUGGUCGAGGUGGUGGGAAAUGGCACAUAUGGACAAGUAUACAAGGGACGGCAUGUCAAAACAGGACAGUUGGCGGCCAUCAAGGUCAUGGACGUCACAGAGGAUGAAGAGGAAGAAAUCAAGUUGGAGAUUAAUAUGCUGAAGAAAUAUUCUCACCAUCGUAACAUUGCCACUUAUUAUGGAGCGUUCAUCAAAAAGAGCCCACCAGGACACGAUGACCAGCUCUGGUUGGUGAUGGAGUUCUGUGGUGCUGGAUCCAUCACAGACCUUGUGAAGAACACUAAGGGAAACUGGCUGAAGGAAGACUGGAUUGCAUACAUCUCCAGGGAAAUCCUCCGGGGCUUGGCUCAUCUACACGCACACCAUGUGAUCCACAGAGAUAUUAAAGGGCAAAAUGUGCUGCUGACUGAAAAUGCAGAAGUCAAAUUGGUUGACUUUGGUGUGAGCGCUCAGCUGGACCGCACUGUGGGCCGCAGGAACACCUUCAUCGGCACGCCCUACUGGAUGGCACCCGAGGUCAUCGCCUGCGACGAAAACCCAGAUGCUACAUAUGACUACCGGAGUGAUUUGUGGUCCUGUGGAAUCACGGCUAUAGAGAUGGCUGAGGGAGCGCCACCACUGUGCGAUAUGCAUCCGAUGCGAGCGCUGUUCCUCAUUCCCCGAAACCCUCCACCCAGGCUCAAGUCCAAGAAAUGGUCCAAGAAGUUCUUUAACUUUAUUGAAAGCUGUUUAGUAAAGAACUACACUCAGAGGCCGACCACAGAGCAGCUGCUCAAACACCCGUUCAUCCGAGACCAGCCGAACGAGAGACAAGUGCGCAUCCAGCUCAAAGACCACAUCGACCGCACCCGCAAGAAGAGGGGAGAGAAAGAUGAGACCGAGUAUGAAUACAGUGGCAGUGAGGAAGAGGAGGAGGAAGCUCCAGAGCAGGAGGGAGAACCAAGCUCCAUUGUGAAUGUGCCGGGUGAGUCGACACUGCGGCGGGACUUUAUACGUCUGCAGCAGGAAAAUAAGGAGCGCUCGGAGGCACUGAGGAGGCAGCAGCUCCUGCAGGAACAGCAGCUUCGUGAGCAGGAGGAGUAUAAACGCCAACUACUGGCCGAACGACAGAAACGUAUCGAGCAGCAGAAGGAGCAGCGGAGGAGGCUGGAGGAGCAACAGCGGCGUGAGCGAGAGAUGAGGAGACAGCAGGAGAGAGAGCAGCGGAGGCGCGAGCAGGAAGAGAAGAGACGUCUGGAGGAGAUCGAACGCAGACGCAAGGAAGAGGAGGAGCGCAGGAGAGCUGAGGAGGAGAAACGGAGAGCAGACCGUGAACAGGAGUACAUCAGGCGACAGCUGGAGGAGGAGCAGAGACAUCUGGAAAUUCUACAGCAGCAGCUUCUGCAUGAACAGGCCAUGCUACUGGUGGACGAGCGGCACCGCAGGAAUGCACAGGGUUCACCACAGGCUGCAGGGGUUCCGAAGCAGCCCCCCGCCGUCCCGCCACGUGCUGAAACUUUUUCCAAUGGCAGUGCCUCUGAGUCAGCCCAGACUGCAAUGCUCCGCCCCAUGGAACCUCAGGUGCAGUGGUCACAGGUAGCCGCUUUAAAGAGCAGCUCGGCUGCUCCUCCCUCCGUCUCCCACUUGCACUCGUUCAGUGAGUCCACUCCGUCACUCAGUCAUGUUCGUGCCCAGCAGCACCUGCCAUUUCCUGAACCACCGGCCCACUUGCAUGAGGAGCCUCCCCGGGUUCCAGUAAGAACAACCUCCAGGUCACCAGUAAUUUCUCGGCGUGACUCCCCUCACCAGGGUGGCACACCACAGAGCAACGUGGCAGCUCAGAAGAACGUUGGGAGUAACGCUGAUCCGCGAUUGCUCUGGGAACGAGUAGAGAGGAUUGUCCCCAGACCCAGCAGCAGCAGCAGCUCAUCUGGAUCUAGCUCCACAUCCAGCAACUCAAACACUGGGUCAGGAGAGAGAUUCAGACCACGCACUUCUUCUAAGCCUGAGGGCUCUCAGCAGUGGCCAGAGCACAUGCUCAAAAAAGCAGAGGAGAAGAAGGAUGUAGCUCGUCCUGGGCGUCCGGUGGCUGAAGUGGAUUUGACAGCACUGGCCAAAGAACUACGUGCCGUGGAGGACGUGAGACCACCACACAAGGUCACCGAUUACUCUUCCUCUAGCGAUGACUCGGGAACCACCGACGACGAGGAUGAUGAAGAGGUGGAUCAGGAAGGAGGAGAGGAGUCCACCUCAGGCCCGGAGGACUCGCGUGGAGGCUCAUCCAGAUUGAGCAACGGUGAAACGGAGUCUGUGAAGACGAUGGUUGUUCAUGAUGAUGGCAACGAUGCCUCCUCCACUCCAUGCAAAGACAGCACUCUAGUUAUGCGACAGAGUGCAGGUGAUGUAAAAAAGUGCCCAGUGCCCACAGCCGUGUCAAGUUUUAGUGACCGGAAUGAUCGGAAUGGCUUUACGGGCAGAAUUCACCUCUUGCCUGACCUGCUCCAACAGAGUCAGCCCUCGCCCCCUUCUUCCUGCCCUUCAACCCCCUCCUCCACAUCCUCAUGUCACAGCAGUCCUGCCCUGUCCCCUCUUGCUACCCCGGACCGAUUGCCCUGCCCAAUGGAGUCCCAAUCCACCACAAUGCAGAAGCACAAGUCCUCCUCCUCCUUCACUCCUUUCAUAGACCCACGUCUGCUCCAGAUCUCUCCGUCCACAGGCAGUGCUCUCAACAACGUGGGUUAUGGGAAUGACGCGAGACUGCAAGAGGCACUGAGGCAGGAUGCAUCACGCAAGGGCUCCGUGGUGAACGUAAACCCAGUCAACACUCGACCACAGAGUGACACGCCGGAGAUCCGGAAGUACAAAAAACGGUUCAACUCCGAAAUUCUGUGUGCUGCUCUGUGGGGUGUAAAUCUGCUGGUCGGGACAGAAAGUGGUCUGAUGCUGCUUGAUCGUAGCGGUCAGGGGAAGGUCUAUCCGCUCAUCAACCGCAGGCGCUUUCAGCAAAUGGACGUCCUGGAAGGUUUAAAUGUGCUGGUGACCAUAUCAGGGAAAAAGAAUAAAUUGCGGGUGUACUACUUGUCCUGGCUGAGGAACAAGAUUCUCCACAAUGACCCAGAGGUGGAGAAAAAACAGGGAUGGACCACUGUAGGAGAUCUGGAGGGGUGUGUCCACUACAAAGUUGUGAAAUAUGAGAGGAUCAAGUUUCUGGUCCUUGCACUGAAGAACUCUGUGGAGGUGUAUGCCUGGGCCCCAAAGCCCUACCACAAGUUCAUGGCUUUCAAGUCAUUUGGUGAUCUGGUGCACAAACCCCUCCUCGUGGACCUGACUGUAGAGGAAGGACAGAGGUUAAAGGUCAUCUACGGGUCCUUUUCAGGGUUCCAUGCUGUGGACGUUGACUCGGGAGCUGUGUAUGACAUUUACCUGCCCACUCACAUCCAGACCAGUAUUCAGUCACAUGCCAUAAUCAUUCUGCCAAACACGGACGGCAUCGAGCUGCUCGUGUGUUACGAGGACGAGGGUGUGUACGUCAACACCUACGGCCGCAUUACAAAGGAUGUAGUGCUACAGUGGGGAGAGAUGCCCACCUCCGUGGCAUACAUUCGCUCAAACCAGAUCAUGGGUUGGGGAGAAAAGGCCAUCGAGAUUCGCUCUGUAGAGACUGGCCACCUAGAUGGAGUUUUCAUGCAUAAGAGAGCUCAGAGGCUUAAGUUCCUUUGUGAACGCAAUGACAAGGUUUUCUUUGCGUCAGUGCGUUCUGGAGGUUCCAGCCAGGUCUACUUCAUGACACUCGGGCGCACAUCCUUACUCAGCUGGUAAACUCUCCCACUCAGCCCGGAAUGACCAAUCCUUUUUUUUGCGUGACGACAGCGUUGGGAAACCCUUCAGCCAUCACACAUCUAAGCAAGCAGAGAUCCUCAGUGUGAUCAGCAGAAACCACAUUAAUUUCAGCGACCCACCUGCUGUCGUAAACCAAACUGAGAGCUGUAUAGAUAUUUUCAGUUUAGAUGAAGAAAACCCACACACGUGUGUGCAAGAGAGAAAGUCCUGGCAGGAGCUCUUGAUCUUACAGUAUUAUUGCUAGCCUGUGUAAAUGUUUUCUUUCUGUAGAAGUCCCUGAUUGACCAAGUGGUAGAAUGAAGGCGGACGCCAUUUAACUGCUAGGGAAUACGAAAGAGUUUCAGGAUAAAAGGUAAACGAGAGUGAGAGUGAGAGAGAGAGUGAGAGAGAGAGAGAGAGAGAGAGUGUGUGUGUUCGUGUGUUCGUGUUCAGUAGGUCUCGGAAAAGUGAAGCGUAUUCACAUUAUGGACAGGUAUGUAUGUGUGACGCGUCUAGGAAAGAGAUGGACCAUGAAAGAAUAUUUUAAUGCUAUUAUUAUUAUUAAUUAUUAGUAGUAGUGCCAUUAUUAUAAUUAUUAUUCACUAAUAAUUAUGUGGAUUCUCGUAAUCUUCUACCUGUGAUUUUUAAAGCUCGCACGUUCUAACCGUUUCCAGCAAGAUAUAUUUUUCAUGUCAGCCACCCUAAUAUUUCCAAAUGGCAGAAAGCAACAAGCAGGGAGAUUGUGUCUUAAUUAGACUGGCCCCGCCCCUUUUCUCUCACUUGGCAGGUGAGCGUUGGAUCUCUGGCUCUCUUAUGCCUCUAUUUACGAGAGAUUGUAUAGACCGUAUCUGAAAUGAUGCACCUGCUGUGAAUGCGAUAUGAAAAUAAAGGGAAGUAGAGACUUGUCA